AUGCCGUCAUAUGCUUAUGUCACACUUCUUCUUAACUCCGGUUACUUACCGGGAACGUUGGCGUUGGGUAAAUCGUUGAAAAAUACAGGCUCUGCAGUGCCAAUUGUAUUACUAUACUCUAAGAAUGCGGUCAAACCGGAGAUAGUCCGUUUGCUUCAUGACUCUGGCUUAUUCGAAAGGUUCAUCAACAUUGAUGACGAUCUGAUUGAAACGAGAAAUCGGUACGAAUUGGAUAACUUGCUUCAUCGUUCCGAAUUAGACACAACUCUCACAAAAUUGAACUGCUGGAGAAUGACCGAUUACGAUAAGUUGGUGUAUCUUGACUCUGACACUAUUGUCAUUAGAAACAUUGAUGAUUUGUUUACCACGGAUGUCACCGAAACGCAAAUAUUUGCAGCACCUGAUUGUGGAUGGCCAGAUUGCUUCAAUUCCGGUGUUUUUUUGCUCAAACCAGACUUACACACUUUCGAGGAUAUUUCUAAAUUCGCUGAAAAUGUGGACUCAUUUGAUGGUUCCGACCAGGGUCUUCUGAACGAGUUUUUCCAUUUAUCUGGACCACCACAGUAUUCGUGGGAUCGUAUUCCAUUUACCUAUAAUUGUACUUUAAGCUCGAACUACGAGUAUGCUCCCGCAAUGGUGAGGUUUCACAACGAUAUUCACGUUUUGCACUUUAUUGGCUCUCUAAAGCCAUGGAAUGAUCGGUUUAUUUCCGGCAAACAAAGCUCGUUUGCACUAGAUUUCUUUUCCAAUGGAGAUAAAAAUACCAUCCACGAUUUAUGGUGGAAUGUGUUUGACUCUUUGCAAAUUGCUGACAACAAGCCAAGAGAUUUACUUGUGAUGUCAGGAAACUUGCAACCAGAUAGACUCGAAAUUAUCCACAGACCUAUAAUAAUGGAUAUUGUGGAAGAGGAACCACAGGCUGUUGUUGAUGAAGAUGAGGGGCCAGCUUCUAUUGACCAAGUUCUUGAUUCUACUGAGGUUAAGUUUCCAAUGUUUUAUUACAAGAAGUCAGUUCAUCACGAGCCACUGGUCGAUCAAUCUUCUAAAGGUGAAGCUUGGAGGAUGAAGGAACCAAGAUUCCACUUUCCGAAGUCGGAAACCGAAAUUGAAGCUCCUCGAGAAGAAAUGCCAGAUUUAGCACCUGCAGAAAACAAAGAAGAACCUCCAAAAGAAAAGGAGCACGAGAGAAAGGGCAGCUACGUUGAUGAGUAUGUCAAAGAGAAUCCAAUCUUUCCAUGGGAAAAGAACCAGACAGAGCCAAAAGUUUCAAGGGUGUUUUACAAUUCCCCAGAGUAUAAUCCUCUUACAUACAGUAUUUCAUUUUAUGGGGAUCACAAGGUGGUGAAGUCACCUGCAGCUGCAGAUACCGAGGAUGAAGACGAUGGUAAAAUACCAACUGGAAAGUCGAAUAAUGGAGAACACAAGACGACGAAACGUUUGAUAGGAUUUGAUGACGGUGACGCGUUGGAACAUUACAUAGAGGAGGUUGAAAAGCUUCCAGAAUAUGAAGACGAGAGUUCGGACACAUUGAAUGAGACUUUGGAAGAAGCAGAGAAAGAUGUUGUAAAACAUGAAGAUUCCGGGAAGGGAAAUACCGAGAAGGAAGACAUUAAAAAGGAAAUUGAUGGAAAGGAGGAGGACGACGAUCAGACCUUAGCAAAUAGUGAUAAGUAUGAAAACAAUGUGGCUGCAGAUCCCUCUUUGGCUAAGGUGGAAAACGACAUAGAGGAUGAAGAUCGUCUCACAAAACUAAAGGAAGAUAAUUUGGAGGCGGGAAAAUUGGCGGAUAGUGUGGAGCUUAACGAGGAGGAAACAACAGUAAAUGAAGUGGUUGAUACUUUGGCCUCUAACAUUGGCAAAACCCUCUCUUUGAAAUAA
Molecule: messenger RNA, 1878 nt
Organism: Brettanomyces bruxellensis
Lineage: Eukaryota; Fungi; Ascomycota; Pichiomycetes; Pichiales; Pichiaceae
Exons: 1
Coding region: 1-1878 (625 amino acids)
Cellular component (GO): cytoplasm
Molecular function (GO): glycosyltransferase activity
Source: RefSeq, a predicted model, not a curated record